Messenger RNA from Periophthalmus magnuspinnatus, 6071 nucleotides. Its product is annotated as cryptochrome-1-like. The transcript has 16 exons. Gene Ontology annotation, molecular function: DNA binding; FAD binding. Bases 166 to 2172 code for a protein of 668 amino acids. Gene Ontology annotation, cellular component: cytoplasm; nucleus. The record is from RefSeq and is a predicted model, not a curated record. Gene Ontology annotation, biological process: entrainment of circadian clock by photoperiod; negative regulation of DNA-templated transcription; circadian regulation of gene expression. NCBI's taxonomy places the organism in Eukaryota, Metazoa, Chordata, Actinopteri, Gobiiformes, Gobiidae.
ACGAAACGAACUAGUACAGCAGCAGAAGGCAGCAACGCCACAAAGGCACAAGAGGAAUUCUCCCAACCGAAAGACAAGGCUCCCUCUUCUCAGCACGCCGAAGAAAUGAUCCUUUCUUUGGGCUUGACAUAAACUACACCUCCCAGGAGCCAGUACAAGUAAACCAUGGCUCCAAACUCCAUCCACUGGUUCAGAAAGGGACUGCGUCUCCAUGACAACCCAGCGCUCCGGGAGGCGGUCCGAGGGGCAGGGACGGUGCGCUGCGUCUACUUCCUGGACCCGUGGUUUGCCGGCUCCUCCAACGUCGGGGUCAACAGGUGGAGGUUUCUCCUACAGUGUCUGGAGGACUUGGAUGCCAACUUGAGGAAGCUGAACUCACGGCUGUUUGUGAUCAGGGGCCAACCAGCAAACGUGUUCCCAAGACUUUUCAAAGAGUGGAAAAUCAGCCGCCUGACCUUUGAGUAUGAUUCUGAGCCGUUUGGGAAGGAGAGAGACGCAGCCAUCAAGAAACUAGCCAUGGAGGCAGGAGUGGAAGUCAUCGUCAAGAUCUCACACACCCUCUACGACCUGGACAAGAUCAUCGAGCUGAACGGUGGGCAGCCUCCUCUGACAUACAAGCGUUUCCAGACCCUGAUCAGUCGCAUGGACCCUCCAGAGAUGCCCGUGGACGCGCUGUCAGACACUCUGAUGGGCCGCUGUGUCACACCCAUCUCUGAGGACCACGGAGACAAGUAUGGGGUGCCAUCCCUGGAGGAGCUGGGUUUUGACAUCGAGGGCCUGCCUUCAGCUGUGUGGCCAGGAGGAGAGACUGAGGCUUUGACGAGGAUAGAGCGCCAUCUGGAGAGAAAAGCAUGGGUAGCUAACUUUGAGCGUCCUAGGAUGAAUGCUAACUCUCUGCUGGCCAGUCCAACAGGCCUGAGCUCCUACCUGCGCUUUGGCUGCCUCUCCUGCCGCCUCUUCUACUACAAACUCACUGACCUCUACCGCAAGGUGAAAAAGAACAGCUCUCCUCCACUCUCCCUGUACGGCCAGCUGCUUUGGCGCGAGUUCUUCUACACCGCUGCCACCAACAACCCGCGCUUCGACAAGAUGGAGGGCAACCCCAUCUGUGUGCGCAUCCCCUGGGACCGGAACCCUGAGGCCCUGGCCAAGUGGGCCGAGGCCAAGACUGGCUUCCCCUGGAUUGACGCCAUCAUGACCCAGCUCAGGCAGGAGGGCUGGAUUCACCACCUGGCCCGACACGCUGUGGCCUGUUUCCUCACCCGUGGAGACCUGUGGAUCAGCUGGGAGGAGGGCAUGAAGGUGUUCGAGGAGCUGCUCUUGGAUGCAGAUUGGAGCGUGAAUGCUGGGAGCUGGAUGUGGCUGUCCUGCAGUUCAUUUUUCCAGCAGUUUUUCCACUGCUACUGCCCUGUGGGCUUCGGCCGCCGCACCGACCCCAACGGGGACUUCAUCAGACGUUAUUUACCUGUCCUCCGAGGUUUCCCCGCUAAAUACAUCUACGACCCAUGGAACGCUCCAGAGUCCGUGCAGGCCGCCGCCAAAUGCAUCAUCGGAGUGCACUACCCCAAACCCAUGGUCCACCAUGCUGAGGCCAGCCGGCUCAACAUUGAGAGGAUGAAGCAGAUCUACCAACAGCUCAGCCGCUACCGGGGCCUGGGUCUUUUGGCGUCCGUGCCGUCCACCAAUGGGAACGGGAACGGAGGGAUGAUGGCGUACUCACCCGGAGAGCAGCCGCCAGGAUCGAACAGCAACAACAACAGCAGCAGCAACGGGCAUGGGCAUGGGGUAUCAGGCAGCCCGGUUGCUACAGCGAACGGCAGUGGGAGCAUCUUGUUGAACUUUGACAGCGAGGACCAGACAGGGCCCAGCGCUGUGGGUCAGCAGCAGAGCACACAGCAGCAACGAAUGCAACCCAUGCCCCAGCCUCAGACACAGCAGCAGCAGCAGCAGCAGCAGCAUGGAUACCACUCAGUGCCAGACACCAGCCAGACCAUCACCAGCAGCCGAGUUUACCACGAGUUUGCUGUGCCUCAACAUCCAGGACUGCACCUCCACACCAGAGGGGGCAUCACAGGAAAACGAGCGCGAGAGUCGGAACGUGAAGGAUCGGGAGAAGAAGAGCAGGCUUCCUGUUCAGUUCUUAAGAUGCAGCGGCAAAGUACAGAGACUUAACACCAAUGAUGUGCACUUUGUUGUCAUCUCCGAGCCAACAUUCGGCCAGCAGCAGUGAGGCACUGUGGACCCUCUCUCUCUGAAACAGCAGCCGUAGAGAAGUCCGCCUCGUCUCCACACCUGUACACUCACUUUACACAGCAGGCACCAAACAGACAGGUGAAAAUGUGCCCAUGCGCUCAUAUACCCUGUGCAUCGGAAAAGGGAUCUAAAUGCCUCAAAUUUGAGUUUUUUUCUUUUUUUGCACUGUAGUUAUUAUCUACACCAGUUGUUUUUUGUUUGUUGUUUUUUUUUUUAGCAGUUUUGAUGCCUAUUACAUUUGUUAACACAGGAAUGACUGAUUUUGAAAGCGGAUUUAAAUUACAGUGACUUGAUAUGAAAAGUAACAUUCAUAAGUGUUCAAAGCUGUUUUUAACUCAAAUAGUAGCAGUUGCCAAAGCUACAAGCCAAUAAGUUCUCAGAUAACUUCAAUCAUUUAAAUACUUUAAGACCAAACAUUUUAAGUAGCAUAAAUUGUUAGCAAAAAUAUCACUUAAAAUGUAAAACUUUUAAACCAAUAUACUAAUGUUCCUGAAGUUUGAAUGACGUUCUUUUUUACAUACUGAUUAUCCAAUAUAUUAGUUGCAUCAUAUCAUUAGCUUGACAAUUUUAUCAAAAUUCAAUAAAAUUUCUUGCUAAAAAUUAAAUUGAGGUUUAGAUGUACAAAUAUUUUCUUUGAGCAGAAAAACAGUUGAUUUUCCAAAUUUGCCUGGUCCAUUCUUACAAUGUGGCAUUAUGAGUAUUGGAGUCUUUGUGUACCUAGUGCUAUAGUGUGUUUUACUGGACCUAUGUCAGCUUUAUAGAGGUGUUGCUAGUGUAUUUUCAGUUUAAAAAACAAAAAACAAAAAUGUUGCAUUUUUUGCUUUAUUUUUUAAUUUUUUGAUUUUGUUUAAACACACAUAGAAAGUGACAUCUUUUAUGUUAUCACUCAUUUAUGAUUUUAUUUACCAGACCAAUUUGUUAUUUACCUUUUCACUAAAUGUUGUUUUACAAUUUGAAAAGUGUAUAUCAUUCAAAAUGUAAUGUGAAGAGAUUAAAUUAAAUAAUUUAAAAUCAUAAUUCAUUUAAAUGCAAUCAUGAAUAUGAAAUGAUGAAACCAAAUUGUUAAAGCAAACCUAGUUGGAAUUUAAAAAAAAAAUAGAUCAGUUACUCGUAAAAAUUUUAUACAAUUGAUAUAGGGGUUUUUUUUUUGUUUUUUUUUAUGCAUAACAAUUUCUUAAUGAUCUGAUUUGAUUAGCAUAUGUAUGGUUAAAAGUACCACAACAGUAUUGGUGCAACAGUGGUAUUUUUAAAUUCUGCAGUAACCUUUUGACAUACUGAUUAUCCAAUAUAUUGGAUAUUUUUAUUGUACAAAUUUAAUGUACAAAUAUCAAAAAUUCUGUUGAAAUAUUGCCUCUGUCCAAUAGCAAAACAGCUGGUUUUGUUUUUUGGCCCAUACAACACAUUUUCACCUCUCUGUUUCUCCCUGUCUGCUGAUGUUUUUAUUAUUAUUAUUAUUUAAAUGUACUCUCAACAUUACUGUAUUACAUGUAUUACGACCAAUAACUUCAGAGUAUCUUUGAAGUAUCUUUCUGUGGUGUUGGAAAUAGUUUUUUGCUGUGCAACAAUGUUCAACAACCAAAAAGUUUAAGCUGGUGUACACGGACAAUUAAUAUAAAGGCAUAUAUGUACUAUAAUCCAAUGGUUACAGACACAUGACUCAAGGAUGUUUUUUUUUUUUUGUUGUUGGUUUCUCUAAUGUUUCAUAUAAAAAUCAAAAACAACAAAAAUGUUCAGGUGAAAACAGAACUGAAAAUAUUUUUUGUUGGGAAAAUAACAUUCCGUGUACAAUUACCCUCAUUAUGAAGGAUUACUACUACUGUAAUUCGGUGAUAAGUAUAUUUACUGAAUUAUCUGUGACUUUUUGCAUUGUUUGCUAUUUGGGUUUGUUUCACAAUAGCAUCUGCUGUUAGGAGCCAAAUGCAGGUUUCAAUUGAAUUGUGCUAUUUGAAUGAAUAAGGAGAGGAACUGGAGGGUAAUGUCAAAACUCAAAUUUAAUCAAAGAAUGUAGCAUUGUAAAAUACCCUACCCUUACACUUCUACUCAUUGCCCCACUCAAGCUUAACUUUUUCACCAUGUUUGAUGUGGUCAUCUUUAAUUCACUUUGAUUAGGCAAACUCCUCAUAUACAAAAACUCAGCUUCUUUUUGUUUGAAUUCAACAUCAGUAACUAAUUAUUGAUUUUAAAAAACUUCUUUUUUUUUUAAUUGCACUUGCGGGUUAAUACUAUCUAUCAAAAUUGGGCAAAUUAAAAAACUGACUAAAAUUGAAUGGGGGAUUGUUAUUUAAACUUCGUCACCAAAACUGAUUUGAUAUGGCCUACAUAUUACACAUUUUUACUAAACUGCUAAUUAAGCUUCAGCUUAAUCAUCAGAUUAUUUUACCCUCCAGAAUUUUGUUGUUCUAUAAUGGGUGGGAAUGUAUAUUUUUAUGUUUUAGUCAAUGGAUGGGUCUUUUAAUUUAGCAUACAUCUUGAGAACUAAAAAACUAAAAUUUGCUCUGACAGUUAUCUGCACACUUCAAACAGUCCUACAAGCACAAACUUAACAGUCCAGAAACACAUUAUACAAUAUCCAAGUAGGGAUGGGACAAUAUUAAAAUUUAGACCCACAAUUAUUUUGACCAAAAUAAUCGCAAUUAACAGUAUUAUCACGCUAAUUAUUAAACCAAUGUUUAGAUUUUUUUUUUUUUUAAGUCUAAAACAUUAAUUACCAUAAAUUUGCUGGAGUCUGAACAGAUGAACCAACCUGAGAAAGCCCCCAGAAAAAGGAUAUGAUAAAGGAUAUGCUGCAUCGCAGCCAUCAGCUGUGCAAAAUCAAAGUCGACACAGACAUGUACCAUUAUUCAUACAAAUCCAAACUAACAUAAAUUACAUUCAAUAGUUGGUUUCACAUGGUCUAUUACUUACGAUGGAUAUUUUUGGCUCAAGUUUGCAAAUGUGCGUGCAAGUUGGCUGUUUGCUCUCGCAGCUGCAACUUUUUUUUGGCAGGCUCUGCAGAUUGGUGGCUCAUCUUCUUGGUUUUGUUUUUCAAAGCCAUAAUAAUGACACACAGCAGACUUCACCUUCUUGAGUGGAGGUGGAUAAAAGUGUGGCGUCAUCCGUAAAGGCGAUUAUAAUCGUGUGCAAUGAUCACGAUUAUUACAAAAAGCCACAAACGAUUAAUUGCAGACCUUUUUUGAUCGCGAUUAGCGAUAUUAUCGUAUAUCGUCCCAUCCCUACCGUGUUAUUAUAGUGAUGCGCCAUUGGUAAAAUGUAAAAAUAUGACUGCAACAGAUUAUUUCUGGGAAGUCUACUGCUAUCUAUAUUACUUCUGUCUGAGAGUGUGCAAUGUGACCUGACAGUUGAAAACCACAGAGCACAGGUGAGGGGGGACAGGUUUCAUAUCUAAGAUGUACUGGUGAAAAAAAUUUAAUAAAAAUCAAUUUACAGAUGGUAGCUUUAAGUAGCGUAAAAUAUUGAAUUGACAGUAACCAUUUUGAGGUGUGUCCAUAUAAAGUACUUGAUAUUACUGCUGGGGUGGGGUGGGCCGUGCAGGGGAGGGGCUUAGAUGCAAAUUAAAAUCUCUUGUUGUAUUCCUGUGUUCUAAAUCUGUAUGUUCUCAAAAGGAUGACCAUUGUUCGUUUUUGUAGCUUUUGUCACUAUGGAUAAGAAACAGUUUUUAUUCUCGCUUGUUUUGUUUUGUUUAUUUUGCGCCCCCUGCUGGAGGGCACAGCUGCCAUCUAUUAUCAUUACUGUAUUGCGCUCUGUCUCUCCUUGUGUUGUGGAAGGCUUUUCUCGUGCUUGAUCAAGUUCAUGAGCGGAAUUAAAAAUUGUUAUAACAA